GUAACAUUAGUAAUUAAUAAAAUGACUAUCAAGUUCUCCAGCCUGCUUAUCCUUCUCAUCGGGCUUAUCUCAAUUGCUUCGGCAGAAGAAGAUCACGGAGUGUUUGAUUCAUUAAGCGAGAUGCUUACAGAAGGCUUUUUGAAUAACGAUAACGCUGACGCUCCUAAAGUUGAAUUCCCAAGUGAAUUUACUAUGAGAGUAACUACAGACACAGCAAUCUAUAAUUCUUCUGUUAGCAUGAGAAUUGAUAGCCAGAAGAAUAGGAUUUGGGCAAAAGCUGAUUAUACUUCUCCUUUAUGGGGCGAUUAUGAAGCCUUCCAAAUGGCUUUAUUCCCAUCGACCAAAAUAGCUAGCUUGAAGAUAAAUGAUGAGUGUAGGUCUUCUGUUGUGAAAGAUAUUGGCUAUCUCUACCUUAACCUAAUCCUCAAAUCUUGGGGAUACUACACCAAAUAUGAUGGGCUAGAUGAUGAAGGACUACAUCAGUUUGAAUUUAUCAAAUCAGUACAAAAGACUAUGAAAAACGUGACUUUCCACUUUAAAGACAUGGGUCAGGGAAAACAUGUUCAAUUAGCUAAGAUUAAGCUCAAUCCUGCUGGCUUGGUUCUCACAGUAGCUGAUCCUCCAACAGAAGCCACAUUCCAGGACUCAGACUUUGCAUUUGGAGAAGUUGAAUGUGUUGAUGUACCAAAGGAAAAAGUUGCAGAAUUUAGGAAAGCACUGAACCAAAUACUAUCUUUCAUCACAGAUAUACUAAAUGAAGCUUACGAAGCAAUUGAGCAAUCCCUUGAAGAUAAAAGAAUACCGCAGAAUGUAAGGGAUAUGCUGAAGAGUAAGAUGGGUAGAACCUAUGGUUAGUGCU
This is a messenger RNA of Moneuplotes crassus, 859 nucleotides long. Lineage: Eukaryota; Ciliophora; Spirotrichea; Euplotida; Euplotidae. The record is from the annotation of a GenBank genome assembly.